Molecule: messenger RNA, 4505 nt
Organism: Acanthopagrus latus (yellowfin seabream)
Lineage: Eukaryota; Metazoa; Chordata; Actinopteri; Spariformes; Sparidae
Gene: tmcc3
Product: transmembrane and coiled-coil domain family 3
Exons: 6
Coding region: 314-1780 (488 amino acids)
Cellular component (GO): endomembrane system
Source: RefSeq, a predicted model, not a curated record
CUUAAAGAGAUGUCAUAACAUGAAAAUUGAUAAGAUACUAAUUAUUUUUGUGGGAAACAAGAAACAAAUCAGAGUUCAAACAGAAGAUUUUAAAAUGUCUUAAAACACUCUGGAGGACAUCUUUAAUAUGCUAUGUGUAGUAAAAACAGUUGGUCGGUAGAGAAUUAAAUAGCUCAACAGCUAGCUAGUAUAGUAAGUAAGCUAGCAUGACGCUAGCAUGACGUUAGCUGUUUACAUUCAUGGUGAAAUACAGUUUGAGCCUUGAGGUUUUCAUCUUGCGCCAUCAUCAGGUUCGGGGAUCUGGAGCUGUUAAAUGAGGAGGCUCACUGUUUCAUCCCUUUUCCCUCGAGGGGAUACUCUGGAGGAAGAUGAUGAAGAAGAGGACAGUCAGCUCAGCGCAGAGCGCAGCAGUUGCGAUGUCCUCAGCAUCCCCGUGCCCAUCCGUCGCGGCGGCUCGGAGUCCAACCUCGACGUGGUGGACAGCGUCGGCGAUGACGGAGUCGGCCUGGAUUUCACCAAAGGAGCGCUUGGUAUCGACAGCCUGCAGCAGAAGAUCCUCAAGGUGACGGAGCAGAUAAAGGUGGAGCAGGUGGCUCGUGACCAGAAUGUCGCUGAGUACCUGAAGCUGGUGAACAACGCCGACAAGCAGCAGGUAGGACGGAUACGUCAGGUCUUUGAGAAGAAGAACCAGAAGUCGGCGCAGUCGAUUGCCCGGCUGCAGAGGAAGCUGGAGCAGUAUCACCGUCGCAUGAGGGACAGCGAGACCAACGGGAAGCACAGCCACAAAGAUGGAGGCAAGGAGUCUGGGACUCACAGCAAGGAGGGUAGCCUGAAGGACAUCAGCACCACCGGGCGGCACCCGGCGCUGGAUAAAGUGAAGACAAUUGGACCCGGCGUGUCGCUCUCACCGCCGUUCUUCUUCAACAAGUCGCGGGAGUUCGCCAACCUCAUCAGGAACAAGUUCGGCAGUGCAGACAACAUCGCCCACCUGAAGAGCUCCAUGGAGGCGAGCUCGGGGCUGCAGGUGGAGGGCGGGGCGAGGGGUCUGAGCGGGAGCGCCACCACAGUAGCCAAGGCAAGCAAGUACCAGAGUGACGAUGAGUGCUCCACGGGGACGUCUGCAUCUGCGGACUCAAAUGGGAACGCAGCCGGAGGCUCGGGGGCAGGUUCCGGAGGUCCAGCGAGGUCGGACUCCAACGGGCGGAUUGGGGAAGUGCUAGACAUGGUGCGAGAGAUCAGGGAGGCUCAGCAGCAGCUGGCAGACGACAUGGAGACUCUGAACACACAGUUCAAACGAGAUUACAGCUACUUCACUCAGAUGAUGCAGGAGGAGCGAUACAGGUAUGAGCGGUUGGAGGACCAGCUUAAUGACCUGACGGAGCUCCACCAGCAUGAAACCAGUAAUCUGAAGCAGGAACUGGCCAGUAUAGAGGAGAAGGUGGCUUACCAGGCCUACGAGAGGGCCAGGGACAUACAGGAGGUGCUGGAGUCGUGUCAGACUCGUGUGUCUAAGCUCGAGCUGCAGCAGCAGCAGAACCAGACAGUUCAGGUGGAAAACGCAGACGCGAAGGUGCUGCUGGGAAAAUGCAUCAACAUCAUGCUGGCCAUCGUCACCGUCAUCUUGGUGUGCGUGUCCACGGCUGCCAAGUUCACCGCCCCGCUGCUGCGCAGCCGAGUCCACCUAGCGCUCACCUGCGUGGGCUUGUCCGUGUUGGCGCUGCUGUGGAAGAACUGGGAACAUUUGCAGUGUGCGUUGGAACGAUUGGUCCUCCCGCACUGAUGGAGGAGCACAAGUGAACGCUUUGUCCGAGCCUGGGGAGGAGUUUACAUGUAGCCUUACACCAGCCCGAGUCCCCCAGAGAUUUUAGGCUCCGCAGUGACUUGAUUGAUGGCUCUGUGUUUUGCAUGUCUAAAUGGGGUCCACGCAAAUCCACAAAGCCUUUCCCAGAAUGCACCUUCACAGUAAUUCUAACCAACAACACAGAGAUGUAAGCUGAUAUAACAACUGUGACAAACCUCUACAACAUGCUGUCUACGAGGCUGAAGGUGCAAACGUACAAGUAUCACUACAGUCCAAUAAGAGAUGGAUCCGCUGGAAUUGACCAGAUGAAAGUUAUUUAUUGGAUGUUGGACUCCCUCUGCUCUCAUGUGGUCGCACUAACCACAGCAGUGGACCUAAAUAUAGAGUGAGCUUUUAUUGUGGCAUGGGAAUACAGUGAUUAUUUCCUGCCCUUAAAGGGAAGUGUAUCUGUUAUAGCACCGCCUCGCACCUCUGAACAAACACUCGCUGGCAGUACGCGGCCAGUCGAUCAGUCUUGAACCUGCACAGAACGCCUCCUCGUGCACCAGCUAGCUGUGACAACACAAUGACACAUCCACCUGAAGGUUGAAUUGUACCGUGUGUCUGUACUUAACUGUCCUGUAUUUAUGUGAUGAUGUGCGUCUCAUUCAAAAGGAUAUUUUUUAAGCUGUUCUUUUAAACUGUGGGUGUGUUUGUGUCGGAGUGUGCGUUCAUGUACUUGUACGUCUGCUUGUGUGUCUGUACUUUGUUUUUUAAAGAAACUCUUGCACAUUAAAUGAAAUAUCCGCUUUAUUAGUGAGUUGGGUGAGUAGAUUACAGGUGCAAUAUGUGAGAAUUGACAUUGACAUUGACAUCUGUCACGUCAUACUUCAAACAGAUAGGGGGCGGUAUAUCACAGGAGUAACUGCUAACUGCUGCCAACUGUGGCUGCUCUUAGCUAGUUAGCCCAGUUAGCUGUGCAGAAAGCGGUUCAAGGCUCAGAGCUCAGGGACCAGGAGAGUGUUAGUAUUAACACUGCUAGCACGGAAGCUUUGGACCGAGGGCUAGCUGGUUAGCAUGCUAACUUCAGUAGCAACACAAUACAUAGGGGUGAUAAUGUCAAAACUGCUAUUUAUUCACAUUCUUUUGAUAAUUUUAGUUAGUUUUGAAUGUUUUCAACCAAAAUUCUUACAUGUAGAGCCAGGAGACAAUUAGCUUAGCUUAGCAUAUAGACUGGAAAGAAAGGGGAACAGCUAGCCUGGCUCUGUCUCUGUGAUUAAAAUGCUGCUUGACAUGUUAAUCAAUAUAUAUAUAGUCUCAUAUUUACAAGAAACUAAUUUUAAAAAUGUGCAGGAUUAUUUUUUUGGAUAGAAGUAUUUUCUUCCUGCCAUAAAACUCCCCACAAGCUGCUGUUGGACAGAGCCAGACCAGCUUGUUUCCUGUCUUUAAGCGAAGCUAAGCUAACAGACAGGACACUGCUAUCGAUCUUCUCAUUUAACUCUUGACAAGCAUAUUUCCCAAAAUGUCAAAAAUUUAUGGACUGCCUCCUGUCUUGUUAAUUUGAUGCUUUGCGGGGUUUUCGUCUUAUAAAAUCCGUCUGAUGUUUUUUUGGGUGCUUCUCGAAGCUGUUUGAGAAAGAACAUGUUUGGUCUGUGAGUGCUUUACUCAGAUUUAGCAUCCACCAGCGAGCGUGUCGACUGUGAGGAAGGCCGGUGCGAUUAGAGAAAAGCUCUAAAAUGCGAGUAUGUUUGACUCAAAGAUCCCAGUUUUAUUGAACUGCCUUUUAACGAGGUGAACAGAAAACGUUAUCUUGUGUGUGAAGCCUUUGAUGUCGUGCUGCAUUCACGUCCGUCGGGAAUAAAAGCAGUGAUGUUCUGACUGUUCAUAUCCGGACUCAAGAGAGUUUCCCACCUGUAGAAACUUGUCUGAAGCCACAGGGAGACGGAUGUGGGUGAUUACUGCUGAUACAUUUGAAAUGCUCAUAAUAAUUCCUUUUUAGCAUUUUCACACUUGACUCUCUCUCACAGCUGGGGAGUGACUCAUGUGAGAGGAUGUCUGAAACUAGCACAGAGAGUCCUGCCCUGCCGUCAUAUUUUAAGACUUGUGAAUUGUAAUGACUCGCAGGAUGAAAAUCAGUUGUUUUACUCGACGUAAGAAUUUCUGCCAUAGUGCGAAAAAUCAAGCCCCACUGCCUUGUUCCCAAACACCACUUCAAACUAAAACUAUGAUUUGUGUUGUGAGCACCAUAACGACUGUUUUCAUUCCCAUGUGACAUGAAUGCAGCAUCACAGAUUGAACAGAGGAAACUGAACAAUGUAGCUCUGAGCUCCCGAACCCUGUUUCACUGUGAUGAUGAGGGGGAUGAAAUGGGACUGAUGCCUUUCAAUGCAGCUUAUUUCCUCCUCUGUUUGCGUCCCUUUGAAAGCCAAAUAUGGAGAUUUUUAAGGCACCUUAGGCUUUUUAAAUAAAACUGAAAUUGCUAUUUUUUGGGGUUUUUUUGCUCACCUUUAAUCUUUGAUGUUUUAUUUUCAAAUUGGCUCAAACACUAUUUCUCUCUGCUCCCUAAGAGAGACGUGCACCUCAUUUCCAAAGCCUGUAUGUGUAAAAUCCAUAAUGUAUAUUUUCACAUUUCUGUCUCCUCUAUGUGCAUUAGUUUCUCGUUAUGGAUUUCCAUGACAUUAUUCUUUUUUUCAAUUGAGAAAAUAAAUCUGUUUUUCUAAGAGUG